This is a messenger RNA of Podarcis raffonei (Aeolian wall lizard), 5452 nucleotides long. RefSeq names its product zinc finger protein 268-like. Gene Ontology annotation, biological process: regulation of DNA-templated transcription. The record is from RefSeq and is a predicted model, not a curated record. NCBI's taxonomy places the organism in Eukaryota, Metazoa, Chordata, Lepidosauria, Squamata, Lacertidae. The transcript is spliced from 15 exons. The coding region runs from base 508 to 4644 and encodes 1378 amino acids.
CGGAGGGAGGGAUGGAGGUCGGACGGAAGGGGCUGAGCUUCUUGCCAAGCGGCGGAUUUAGCAUCCGGGGGUGCCUCUGAAGCCUUGGGGGCGGGGAGAGGCACCCACCCACCCAGCAACCCCAGAUGUGCAGCGGGAUCGGCGGAGGAGCCUCCUGCGCCCUUGGAGCCUGGACGGGAGACUCGCCUUUGCCCGACGACAGCUCAGGCAGCUUUGCAAGGAAAGAAGCGCCUGAUCCGGAUCAUCGCCGCCCCUAACAUCAACAGGGCGCCCGGAGAAAACAGGGUACCACACGCGCGCGCGCCCCCCUAAGCAUCUCCAAAAUAGCUACUUGGUGCGCCUUUUCCACUCGCCUGCCCACGUGUCGGGAGGUCUAGGCGCGCCUACUCCCGAGGAAGCUUCAGUGGGGCUUGAAAUCCCCGGAGAACCCUAGGAUCGUAGAGUUGGAAAGAAAAUUUUCUUUCUCUGCUGAGUCAAACCGUCCAGGGAAGGAGAGGAACUGGAGGAAUGGAUGGCACGCAGCUGAGUCAGGUUGUUGAGGCUCUGGGAGACAGCAAGGAAGGCAUCAAGCUUCCCCAAAAAACUAAACCAUUUCUGGUGGAGUCGAAACAGAGAGCCGGUGCUCAUUUGGAGGAAAAGUCCACAUUUCAGGAGGAGAUCCUUGGAUGCAAAGGUCAAGGGUUGACAACCGAAAAGGAGAACAGCGACGAAACAACUUGCGGUGCUGACAGUUCUGAACAAUUAGAUAUACCCGGGAGAUUGUUAGGAAAAGCCAAUAACACCGUUUCCCCGUCUCCUCGGCAGGACGUGACUUUGGAAAACGAGCAAAAGCAAAAGGGGACACCUCCAGGAAGAGGAGGCCGAAACAAGCUGGUCCUUCGUGCAGCGGGAAACAAAGUCGGCGCCAACAAGAGGCAACUGGCGUGUAGCAAGUGUGGGAAAAGCUUCAGCAACAGCUCGAACCUUAUUGCUCACGAAAGAAUCCACACUGGCGAGAAGCCGCACAAGUGUCCGAGCUGUGGGAAGAGCUUUGGUAAGAAAUCGACCCUCGUCGCUCACGAGAGAAUCCACACCGAGGAGAAACCGUACGAGUGUUCGGUGUGCGGGAGAAGCUUCAGCCAGACCUCGAGCCUCAUCGCCCACGAGAGGAUCCACACGGAGGAGAAGCCGUACGAGUGCUCCGAGUGCGGGAGGAGCUUCAGUUUAAAAUCGAGCCUGGUCGCCCACGAGAGGAUCCACACGGGCGAGAAGCCAUACAAGUGCUCCGACUGUGGGAAAAGCUUCAGCCAGAAGUCCGCCCUCAUCCCGCACGUGAGGACCCACAAGGGAGAAAAGCCCUACACCUGCUCGGCCUGCGGGAAAGGCUUCAGCCAGAGCUCGAACCUUAUCGCACAUGAGAGAAUCCACACGGGGGAGAAACCUUAUCAGUGCGCAAACUGCGGCAGGAGUUUCAACUGCAGCUCCAGCCUUAUCAGGCACCAGAGGAUCCACACGGAGGACAAGCCGUACGACUGCUCGGACUGCGGGAAAAGCUUCGGCUGCAGCUCAAGCCUCAACCGUCACCAAAGGACUCACACGGGCGAGAAGCCCUAUGAAUGCUCGGAUUGUGGCAAAACCUUCAGCGUCAGCUCCCAGCUCAGUGUGCAUCAGAGGACACAUACCGGAGAGAAGCCCUUUGAGUGCUCGGCUUGCGGGAAAAGCUUCAGCGUGCGAUCGAGCCUGAACGCCCACGAGAAAAUCCACACGGGGAAGAAACUGUACAAGUGCGGGGACUGCCCCACGAGCGUCUACUUGAAAUCCAGCCUCAACGCACACAAGAAACUGCACCGAGGCGAGAAGCCGUACGACUGCGCCGAGUGCGGGAAGAGCUUUUCCUGCAGCUCUAGCUUCCUCCGACAUCAGAGGAUCCACACCGGAGAGAAACCAUACAACUGCGCCGACUGCGGGAAGAGUUUCACUCUGAACUCGAACCUUAUCACUCACCAGAGAACCCACACGGGUGAGAAGCCCUACCAGUGCCAGGACUGCGGCAAGUUUUUCAGCGUGAGUUCGCAGCUCAACGUUCACCAGCGGACGCACACGGGCGAAAAGCCCUUCGAAUGCUCAGACUGCAGCAAGUGUUUCACCUGUAGCUCUGCCCUGAUUCGACACCAACGGACCCACACGGGAGAGAAACCCUACCAGUGCUCCGAGUGCGGGAAAAGGUUCAACCUGAGUUCGAACCUUAUCGCUCAUCAGAAAACCCACACGGGAGAGAAACCGUAUAAAUGCAUGUAUUGCGGCGAGAGCUUCUAUACGAGGCCGCAUUUUGUCGAGCACCAUAAAACCAGCCACCUAGAGGCUAUAAAUGCAAAAACAGACGACAGCAAAGUUCAUCGUGACUCCCAGUCCAUCAAGUACCAGAUAAACUAUGUAGGCUGGGAUUGUGCUCGGCCUUUUCCUGAAAACUUCCCCCUUCAUCGUUAUUCUGCUCCUCCUCGUCCAGCUGUCCCACAUUCCCUACAUCAGCUUUAUUCCGCAUCAUCAGUGGGGGGUAGUGGGAGCACCCUGGAACCUGCUCAGAUGCGGGAGACCCUGCCUCGUCCAAGGAGACCGAGGGAAGAUGCUUCUGAGGACCAAAGGAUGAGCAAGGAACUGCUGAGGAAGGCAGACGUGGAGAGGGAGAAAAUCGUCCAAGAAUGGAAGGAUCUCUGUCGUUUUCUGGAAGAACAGAAGCAACAGCUGAUCUGGUGGCUGGAAAGUCUUGCAGGGAACAUUAUCGAGAUAAGGGGGCAGAGUCCGUCCGUGGAGACCCAUCCGCCGAGCGAAACGGGGGGGUCGCAGGAGCAUAUUGACUGCCGGCAGGCCACUGGCAGUUCCAGCAGCAGACAAGGAAACUUCCUCGAGGUGGAACUGAGGCUUCACCAUUUCUCUCAGAGGAGGAAGGCCGUCUUGGGAGAGGCGCUGAACUGCUUCCGAGAGUCCCUGAAGAUGGAGCUCGAAAGUCUGAUUGCUCCUCCCUUUCUUCCGGAGUCUCGUCUUAAGGACUCAAGAACAUUCCCCCCAUCUGGCUCGGGAAAAUUUCCUUGGGAGCAACGUGAAAUGGAAACAGACGCAAGCUCUGUAGUUCAGAAUCUGCUGAAGUUUGAGGACGUGGCUGUGGAUUUUACAGAUGGCGAGUGGGAUCUUUUGGACGCCCACCAAAGGACCCUCUACAAGGAUGUCAUGCGAGAAAACUAUGAGAACACGACCUCACUGGUUCUGGCCAUCACCAAGCCUGGCACAAUCUCUCGGCUGGAACAAAUGGACGAGCUGCCGGCAACGGAUCUCCACAGCGCCAGGGACCACGUAGGAGCCAUCACAAACCCCAAGACGUUGGCAAAAGUGGAGCAAGGGACUGAGAUCUGGGCAGAGCGUCGGUGCAGGCUGCAAGGAAAUGCUUGCAGUGAGCCAACAGGAGUUGCUGAGAGAACAAGAGAGAAUGAGAUGAGGAGUCUUCAACCAGAAAACUUUGAGCUGGCGGGGUCACACGUUGCAUUGCUCCAAAGCACUGAGACCAAGUCCAAAUCCCGUGAAGAGCAGGAAGCCCCCAAGACCCAACCCAUGUCGCCAGGCAGCCAUCUUGGAGAGCAGCUGCUGGAACCAGUUCUUCCUGUGGGGCUGGAGAAGAACGCAGCCAACAUAGGGACAGGACAGGAGAGCCAAGAGCUUUGCUCCGCAUGUGGGAAGGUCUUCAACAACAGGGCAAGCCUGGUUAGACAUCAGAGAAUCCACAGCGGGGAGAAGUCACACACCUGCACAGACUGCGGGAAAAGCUUCAACAAGAGGUCCAACCUUAUUACUCAUCAGAGAAUCCACACGGGAGAGAAGCCCUACCGGUGUGUGGAGUGUGGGAAAAGCUUCAGCCUGAGCUCCAGCCUCGUCCGGCACCAGAGGAUCCACACUGGGGAGAAGCCCUACCAGUGCUCUGUGUGCGAGAGAAGCUUCAACCAGAAGCCCUCCCUGGUGGUGCACGAGAGGACCCACCGCCGUGAGAAGCCCUACAAGUGUUCGGUGUGUGAGAAGAGCUACAGCCACGCCACGAGCCUCAUCGCUCAUGAGAAGAUCCACCGGGAGGAGAAGCCGUACUGGUGCGCGGAGUGCGGGAAAAGGUUCAGCUUCAGCUCUCAGCUGAUCACCCACCAGAGGAUCCACGCGGAAGAGAAGCCCUACAAGUGCUCCGUCUGCGGGAGAGGGUUCAGCCGCCCCUCCAGCCUCGUCGUGCACGAGAGGGUCCACACAGGAGAGAAACCCUACAAAUGCACCGCCUGCGAAAAGGGCUUCCCCUCCAACUCGAGUCUGGUGAGGCACCAGCUCACCCACGUGGAAGAGAAGCUGUGUGCGGAAUGCGGGAAAAGCUUCAGCCCAGCUUCCCGACUCCAGAGGAUCCAGGCCGGGGAGGAAAUGGCCAAGUGCCCGGGAUGCGAGAACCGGUUCGACUCGAGUCCCAGUGGUUUUCCAGUGGCACAUCUUCCCAAAUGGAGGAAACCCGUUGGCAGACGAAACAGCAGUCGGCGUGAUGACAUUUGUAUCGUAGAUUCCGCAGAGGUGCAGCUGGAGGACGAUGUUUUCAGCCAAAGCUCCCUGCCUCUGCAUUAUCACAUUCACUACGCGGGGUGGGAAUGAAAGCACCGUAUUUUUCGCUCUAUAAGACGCACCCGACCAUAAGACGCACCUAGUUUUUAGAGGAGGAAAACAAGGGGAAAAAAUAUUCUGAAUCAAAUGUUGUUGAAGAGGAAGGAGGAGGAUCAGGCGAAGGCAUCACAAGAAGAGGCGCUGCUCAGCUCUCCCUCUCGCUGUGCUGGGUUCAGCAGAGCAGCGCAAAGCCUAUUAUUAAUGAAUUGAUUUUAGAAUGCUGUAUUAUUUUACUGUUCUAAGCCGUUCUAAGCCCGGCUUUGGCUGGGGAGGGUGGGAUAUAAAUAAAAUUAUUUUAUUAUUAUUCAGCAAAGCGGGAGGAACGCUCCCGCUUCGCUGAAGAGGCUUUGCGCAGCUAUCCCUGAAGCCAGAACAGCAAGAGGGAGAGCUGUGCAGCCUGCAUUCUCUCCAUAAGACGCACACACAUUUCCCCUUUUUAGGAGGAAAAAGGUGCAUCUUAUAGAGCGAAAAAUACGGCAAGAGGGUUUUUUUGUGUGCGCUUGCUGUCUAGAGCUAAUGUAGCCCAAAGCAUCUGCCACGAUGCCAGGUUGAUGAAGAUCUGUGAUUGUAGGGGAGCAAGCGAUGUAUCUUUGGUCUUACUGUAAAUAUAUUUAAUUUUCAGGGAAAUGUUCUUGGCAGUUGAGGGAGAAGGGAGGGGAAUGUUUCCUCCCUGGAGAAAUCUAGUUUGGCUUUGUUCUGGAGCCAUUAAAAUUGCCAGAGGAGUUGAAAAUCCAACUUCUUGUUCUUCUGAAGAGAAGUUGCUAUGUAAGAAUGAAGAUGCGUUUGAACUUUAGAUUAA